ACCUCACCAUCACAGACACGGAACCACCAAAAGAAGCCAACCGGCAGCCAAUCGUGGACAUUUGAUUUUUUCCCCUUUCCCCCCUCCCUCCCUCCUCCCCCCGUGGAUUUGUCGCUCUCAUGUGGCAUUUAGCCCAGUCACUUGGAGGAGGAGGAGGAGGAGGAGGAGGAAGAUGAGGCUGAUGAUGACGGUGCUGUGAAUGGGACGCGGCAGCGGCACAUUCGGGCUAAAACACGCCGACGUUUGCGCACCGGCGACCGGAGCCAGCGUGUGCGCUCUGCCGGGGCCCGGCGCGCGUCUUCUGGGGCGGACAGACCGAGCAGCAUGGAGGGGUUCUUCACGGAGGGGGCCCGCGUUUGGGUCAGAGAGAAGGAACAGCUGGUUCCGGCCACAGUUAACUCCUGCGGAGAUGGAACCCUUGUUGUCACUACUGACUAUGGAGAGGCGCUGUACUUGCAGCAGGCCGAGGUCACCAGGGAGCGCGUGUGCGCCAUGCACCCGUCCAGCAUCCACGGCGUGGAGGACAUGUCGUCGCUGGCCGAGCUCCACGAGGCGGCCAUCAUGCACAAUUUGUACCAGCGCUACCAGAAAGACAACAUCUACACAAAUAUCGGCAGCAUCUUGGCCGCCGUCAACCCUUACAAGCAGAUCCCAGGUCUGUACGACCCGGAGAGCGUGGACCGCUACUCGAAGCACCAGCUGGGGGAGCUGCCGCCGCACAUCUUCGCCAUCGCCAACGAAUGCUACCGCUGCAUCUGGAAGCGCCAUGACAGCCAGUGUGUCCUUAUCAGCGGUGAGUCUGGAGCCGGAAAGACAGAAAGCACCAAACUGUUGCUGCAGUUCCUGUCGGUGAUGAGUCAGAACUCUGCUGGGACGCCACCAUCUGAGAAGACCACGCGAGUGGAGCAGGCCAUCGUGCAAAGCAGUCCCAUCAUGGAAGCGUUCGGAAAUGCCAAGACGGUUUACAACAACAACUCCAGCCGCUUCGGGAAGUUCAUCCAGCUUCACUUCUCCGAGAGCGGCAACAUCCAAGGAGGCUGCGUCAUCGAUUAUUUACUAGAAAAGAACCGAGUGGUGCGACAGAACCCCGGAGAACGCAACUACCACAUCUUCUACGCUCUCUUGGCGGGAGCUAACAAAGAGCAUAAAAGUGUGUACUUCCUGGAGGAUCCAGCCGAGUCUUUCCAUUACCUCAGCCAGUCGGGUUGUCUCCAGGACAAGAGUCUGAACGACAAAGAGCUGUUUAACAGCGUUAUGGAGGCGCUGAAGGUUCUGGAGUUCAGCGAGGAGGAGAUCCGAGACAUGUUCAAGCUGCUGUCCGGCGUCCUUCAGCUGGGCAACGUGGAGUUCAUGACAGCGGGAGGAGCCCAGAUCACCACCAAGCAAGUGGUGACCACCGCCAGCGAGCUUCUGGGCCUGGACGCCUUCCAGUUGUCGGAAGUGCUGACUCAGCGCUCCAUCAUACUGCGAGGGGAGGAGAUUUGCUCCCCGCUCACCAUCGAGCAGGCCGUGGAUUCCCGGGAUUCCGUCGCCAUGGCGCUUUAUUCCCAAUGUUUCUCCUGGAUCAUCCUCAAGAUCAACCAGAAGAUUAAAGGGAAGGAAAACUUUAAGUCCAUCGGCAUCCUGGACAUCUUCGGCUUUGAGAACUUUGAGGUGAAUCGCUUCGAGCAGUUCAACAUCAACUACGCCAACGAGAAACUCCAGGAGUACUUCAACAAGCACAUCUUCUCCCUGGAGCAGCUUGAGUACAACAGGGAAGGUGUCCAAUGGGACGCCAUCGACUGGAUGGACAACGCAGAGUGUCUGGACCUCAUAGAGAAGAAACUGGGUUUGCUGGCUCUAGUGAAUGAAGAGAGUCGCUUCCCCAAAGGAACAGACUUCACUCUCCUGGAAAAGUUACACAGUCGACACUCUACUAAUCCUUACUAUGUGAAGCCCAGACUGGCUGACCAUCAGUUUGGUAUCAAACAUUACGCCGGAGAGGUCCUGUACGACGUGAAAGGGAUUCUGGAGAAGAACAGAGACACUUUCAGAGACGAUAUCCUAAACAUGCUCAAAGACAGCAGACUGGACUUCAUCUACGACUUGUUCGAGAAGGUGGGCAGCAGGAACAACGAGGAGAAGAUGGGAACGGCCAGACGCAAGCCGACCGUCAGCUCCCAGUUUCGAGACUCCCUCCAUGCUCUCAUGGCCACUCUUAGUGCGUCCAAUCCCUUCUUCAUCCGUUGCAUUAAGCCCAACAUGGAAAAGAACCCCAGCGUCUUUAACCCGGAGGUCGUCAUCAAUCAGUUGAGGUACUCUGGAAUGUUGGAGACAGUCAAGAUUCGUCGCGCCGGGUUCCCCGUGCGAAGAACUUUUAAAGACUUCUUCUUGCGAUACAAGAUCAUUUCCAAAGAGAAAGCAGCUGCAGCGGGAGACGACAAAAAGAGAAGCACAGAUCUUUUAACCAGAUAUGACAAGACCAAGAAAGAAUGGCAGCUGGGGAAGACCAAAGUGUUUAUGAAGGAGUCUCUGGAGCAACGUCUGGAGAAAGACCGUGACGAAGUGCGACGGCAGGCGGCCAUGAUCAUUCGAGCUCACCUCCUCACGUUCUCGGCCAAGAAACACUUCAAGCGAGUACGCGCCAGUACCGUCACCCUGCAGAAGCACCUCCGCAGGCACAUCCAGCGCAGGCACUUCGUCCGGCAGCGCAAGGCGGCGCAGGUGCUGCAGAAGCACCGGAGAGGUCAGGUGGCCCGGACUCGGGUCAGGAAGAUUCGAGACGCCAAGAGGAAGAAAGAGGAAGAGGAGAGGAAGAAAGAUGAGGACAAGGAGGAGGAGGACGAAGAAGAGAUGAAGACAGACAGCGAUGGGGAGCAGGAGGAAGAUGGGGAUGAAGACGCUGAAAGCAAGAAUAAACCUAUAGAGGACGAGGCACGUCAGAUGGAGGAGAUCCUGCAGCUGGAACGUGAGAUCGAGCGCCUGCAGAAGAAGCGGGAGGACGAGGUGUCGCAGCUGUGCGAGUCGUCGAAGCAGGAGCUGCAGCUGCGCCGCGACGCCGAGCUCAAGCGCAUGAAGAAGGAAGCCUCCCGCAAGGCCACGAGCCUCAUCGACCUCCUCAACUUCGACGGCGUGGUGGACCCCGCGCUGGGGGACGCGGCGGCAAAGCCGGUCGCUGAACCGAAAGCCCCCAGGGCUGCGAACGCCGUGCCGGCUGGCGCGUCCAAGGAUGAGGAGGUGGACGAGGGUUUCCACGCCGAGGAGGAGUGCAUCCCGCUUCCUGACUUCCCACCUCCCGCGGAGACGGACACGCCCAUGGAUCAGGCCAUGUUUGCCCACCUGCCGCCACCUCCGCCUGCGUUCGCCGAAGGGAUGGUACCUUCAGAAUGUCCCGCCGACGCCACUCCAGUCCCACCCCGGACUGGUGAUGACGCCGCCGCCGCCGCCCCUGAGAGGAAGGUGAGCAUGGUGGACAGCUUGGUGGACGGGGAGGAGCCCAUCUACAGCAUGCCCGCCGACACCGAGUCCGACUACGACCAGGAGGAGGAGGAGGGCUCGGUCACGGCCGGGGACGACAGCUCCGUGUCGGGGAGCAACCGGGGCAGCGCCGCCGCCACUGACGAGGAGCACCCGCGCAAGUCCACCUGCACCAACGCCAGCAUGGAGUCCUACAGAGGCAGCACAGACUCUUACGCAGGCAGCGACGACGAGCACGACGGCAUGAUGGACACAGACGAGGAGGUGACAAACGGACGGGUGACGGUGUUUAACGGAAACGGGCCACCUUAUUUCCACGGCUACCUCUACAUGAAGGCCGGUCUGAUGAUCCCCUGGAGGAGGCGCUGGUGCGUCCUAAAAGACGAGACCUUCAUGUGGUUCCGCUCCAAACAAGAGUCCCUCAAGUCGGGUUGGCUCUACAAGAAAGGAGGAGGCCUGUCUACACUCUCACGCAGAAACUGGAAGAUGCGCUGGUUCGUGCUGAGGGACAGCAAGCUGAUGUAUUACGACAACGACAGCGAGGAGAAGCUGAAGGGAACCAUCGACAUCCGAGCUGCAAAGGAAAUCGUCGACAACCACGAGAAGGAAAACGCCCUGAACAUCGUGACGGAUGAGAGGACCUACCAGGUGUUUGCGGAGUCGCCGGAGGACGCCAGUGGUUGGUUCAAGGUGCUCAGUAAGGUGCGGGUGUGCACGCCGGAGCAGCUGCUGGAAAUGUCCCACGAACAGGCCAACCCCAAAAAUGCUGUGGGAACGCUCGAUGUGGGCCUGAUCGACUCCGUCUGCGCGUCUGACAAUCCUGAUCGGCCCAACUCCUUUGUGAUCAUCACGGCCAACCGUGUGAUCCACUGCAACAGCGACACGCCCGAGGAGAUGCACCACUGGAUCAGUCUGCUGCAGAAACCCAAAGGAGACGCGCGGAUCGACGGCCAGGAGUUCCUCGUUCGAGGCUGGCUCCAGAAGGAGGUGAAGACCAACGCCAAGAGCACCUCCCUGAAGCUGAAGAAGCGCUGGUUCGUCCUCACCCACAACUCCCUGGAUUACUACAAGAGCUCCGAGCGCAACUCGUCCAAAAUGGGAACGCUUGUCCUCAACUCGCUGUGCUCCAUCAUCCAGCCUGACGAAAGAGUUCACAGGGAGACGGGCUACUGGAACAUCACAGUGUAUGGCAGAAAACACUCCUAUCGCCUCUAUACCAAAAUGCUGAAUGAGGCCAUGAGAUGGACGGCCGCCAUACAAGGCGUCAUAGACAGCAAGACCCCCAUUGAGACCCCGACUCUACAGCUCAUCAGAGACAUCAAGGAGAACAGCGUCAAUCCAGAAAUAGUGGAGCAGAUGUACAAAAGGAACCCCAUCCUCAGAUACACGCAGCAUCCUCUCCACUCGCCGCUGCUGCCGCUACCGUACGGCGAGGUCCCCAGCCUGCAAAGGCAGCAAGGCUACGCCAGCCUGCAGGACGAGGCAGUGCGGGUCUUCAACUCGCUGCAGGAAAUGGAGACGCUGGCCGACACGGUGCCCAUCAUCCAGGGCAUCCUGCAGACCUGCCAGGACCUGCGCCCGCUCAGGGAUGAGGUUUAUUGCCAGGUGAUCAAGCAGACCAAUCACGUGCCUCAGCCCAACAGCCCGGCCAAUCGGGCGCACUGGCACCUCCUCACCUGCAUGAGCUGCACCUUCCUCCCCAGUCGCGCCAUUCUCAGAUAUCUGCGUUUCCAUCUCAAGAGGGUGCGCGAGCGUUAUCCCGGCACUGAGAUCGAACGCUACGCCACUUUCAUCGGCGAGUCCCUGAAGAAGACCAAGACUCGAGAGUUUGUGCCCUCACAGGAGGAGAUUGCCGCCCUGUUGGUGAGACAAGAGAUGAGCACCACGGUUUACUGCCAUGGGGGAGGGUCCUGCAAGAUCUCCAUCAACUCCCACACCACAGCAGGAGAGGUUGUGGAGAAGUUGAUUCGAGGUUUGGCCAUGGAGGACAGCAAGAACCUUUUCUCACUUUUUGAGCACAACGCUGUCACAGAUCGAGCGCUGGAGAGCAGAGUCAUCGUGGCAGAUGUCCUGGCAAAAUUCGAAAGGCUUGCUGGCAGUGAGGAAGAGGAGGAAGAAGGAGAAUGGAAGCUUUACUUCAAGCUCUACUGCUUCUUGGAUGUGGAGAGCAUGAACAAAGAAGGAGUGGAGUUUGCCUUCAUGUUUGAACAGGCCCACGAGUCUCUCAUUAGCGGACACUUCCCGGGGUCUGAAGAGACUCUGCAGCACCUGGCCGCGUUGCGCCUCCAGUAUCUCCACGGCGAUGGGGCUGGUCGGGCCGGCUGGAGCCUGGGGACUGUCUAUCCCAUUGGACGUCUUCGCAGCCGCAUCAUACACUCUACUAAACCAGGCGUGGGAUCGGCGGGCGGAGCUGGAGGAGGUGGAGCGGGAGACGGGAAGGCUAUGGUUGGGGGCCCGGGCGGAAUUGUUGGUGUUGGGGCUGAGAAAAGAAAGACACCUAGCUUCCUGGACGGUACGCUGAGAAGGAGCUUCAAGACGGGAUCACUGAAGAAACAGAAGGUGGAGGAGGAGCAGAUGUUAGAGAUGUGGGUGAAGGAGGAGACGUCAGCCACUCGCACUAGCGUCCUGGAGAAGUGGACUCGUUUGCAGGGCAUGGCGCAGCACCAGGCUAUGCUCAAUUACAUGGGAAUCAUCAAGGAGUGGCCCGGAUACGGAUCUACGCUCUUCGAUGUUGAGUGUAAAGAAGGGGGCUUCCCUCACGAUCUGUGGCUCGGUGUGAGCGCCGACAACGUGUCUGUGUACAAGAGAGGUGAACCGAAACCGCUGGAGACCUUCCAAUACGAACAGAUCACCUUCUUUGGCGCGUCGCAGCUCUGCACCUACAAGAUCAUCGUGGAUGAGAGGGAGAUAUUCUUUGAGACUCCACUGGUUGGCGAGAUCGCCAAGAUCAUGAGGGCCUACAUUAACAUGAUGGUGAAGAAACGCUGCAGCAUCAUGUCAGUCACCAGCGUCGCCAGCUCCUGGGUCAGCUGAUUUCUACCAGCCAAUCAAAGACCACAGGUUUUCCCCAGUGGCAAUGAAUGCCACCUGGGCUACAUCAGGACAACCCAGGUGGACGCACCAAGGUAAUGGUAAGAGUGGAUUGCCGAGGGUGGAAAGUGGACACUGAUGCCAAAGGGACCAUUGAGAUUGGGAUCAAUACAUUUUGAGAUGGAUUUUUUUUCCAUUCAAGCACGACACAUACAGUAAACCUGGAUUGUGGUGGGUGGUCCUUUCACAUACAAUACAUGGCCGCAGUAGUAGUCCUUGCAUGUAGAUGUUCAAGCACACUCCAAACGUCUCUGAUUUCCUGUUUUUUGGGCCACAAGCACAAGACAUUGACUGGCCGACAAGUACCACUUUGACCCAGGAUCUGGGGUGGGGCUACCUCCAAAGACCCAGGCAAUUAGCUACAACCGAGGACCUGAGGGGGCGUUCUCUCCCAGAGCUCCCCUUCAAAAACCUGGUUGGGGCUCCCUGACAUGACGCAAGGGGUCUACCUCUAAGACCUUGUAACCUGGGGUAACUACCACCCAGGAUUUGAGGGAGACUACUGCCCCGGAACCCAAAGGUGUAGAGGUUAGUCUUCGCAGACCUGAUAGGGAGCUCCCUCCUAGGACCCAGGGGGAUACAUCCCAGGAUCGACUAAUGUUGGCUCUCUCCUGAGAACCCUCGGGAUACUGGGUGCUACUUCCUAAGACUCACUCACUUACCUAAAUCCUGAAGGGUCUUCAUUAGGGAACCUUAUUAUUUGGACCCCUCAGGUCCUGGGUUAGGGCUCCCACUACAACCCAAUAGUCUAGAAGCAACCUCCACGGACCCAGUAGGACUACCGCCCAGGACCCUGCCAGGACCUAGGGCCUUUCGCUCAGGACCGUCCAUCGGGAUUCUUCAGGACCCCCUUUGUGGGUCCCUGCCAUGACCCAGAGAGAGAGCUAACCUAUCUAGACCCAACAGAGGUUGCCAUCCCUCCUGAAGCCCGUACCCUAGAAGCAAGGGUGGAGCUAUUUCCUAGACAAGACCGAUCGUCCAGGACCACGCAAAAAUCCCUUAUCAUACGGUUGGAUGCUACCUCCAGAGAACCAGAGAUCCCCCAGGCUACAACCUGGAACCCCUAAGGCCCCCUCCGCCGCCCCUUUUAGUGCACUGUCAGACAUUCUGCUUUCGGCUCUUGGAGUCUCUCUCUUUCUCUUCAUUGGUCCUCACCCCUCUCACCCAUCUUAUCUGACAUUAUUAUGUUACCACGCUUACAUUACCGCUUGCUUCCGCUCUCUGCGUCGUUCUAUGUGUGACGUCACAUCUCUUGCGUCUAUUGUUGAGGGGUGAGGACUCACUUUACUCACCGGUGCCACUGUGUGGCCGCAGGAAGAGACUAUAGCCAAAACGCCAGCUGCUUUGAAGGUGACACCAAUUUCCCAGUCACAUUGCGUGUGUGUGUGUGUGUGUGUGCGUGUGUGUGUGUGUGUGUGUGCGUGUGUUUGACUGUGCAUUCACACAAGUUUUUGUACUGUAUAUCACACGUAAUAAGAGUUCAUUUUUAAUUGAAUUGUUGAUGGUCCCAGCACUGUACAGCCUCUAUGUAGUGUAAGAUAUGAGCAAUUAAAGGGUGUUAAUAAGGAUGCUGCACAUGUUCACUGGCAGUGCCAUUCAUUCAGUGUGUUUUUGAUGGAUUUAUUAUUAUUAUUGUUUUUAAUGCUAUUAAUGCUGACUAUUAUGGGUUUUUUUUGUGCAAAAUAAGUGCACCACUCUCUGGUAAUUCCUGGCUACUAUUAAUACAACAGCAAACCCCCCACCUUGAAGUGUUGUGUAUGUAAUGCUGCUCUAUGUAUGUGUGCCAUGGUGUAACCCAAACUAUAAUAUUUAUGUUGAAGAAGAGUUGAGAAAAGUAAUAAUGAGUGUAUUCCCGAGGAGAUGAGAUGUUAUUAUAAUCUUUGAAAGUGUUGUGAUCGUGUGUUAAAGGAAAGAGCAUGGAACUUUAUUAAUGGGAGGAGAGACGGUUAGAUAUUUAUUAACGUACUAUAUUGCAAAGUGUGUUGGUGGAGAAAGGUGUAUAACAUAACGAUAAGGUUGCAGAUAUGAAACUGUGAAGGACUGAAGUGGUUCUGCAUAACAUGGGGUGAUUUUUGUUUCGCUCUUAAAUGGCUUCACGCUGCAGGUAGAGGGCGGCAUCAUCAAUAUAUAACAGCUCUACUGCACUUACAUGCCAAUUAAAACGCAUAUGUGAGCAUCAAUAACCUAAAAAAAAAACUUCUCCAGCACAGUUAAUGAGGUUUAUUAAAGCAUGCUGAAGUUUCUAGAUUUUUUUAAUUUUAAUGGAUAUAGGAGCGAAAACUGAGAUGGCUUCACACUGCUGUCUGCUGCCUGUUGCACAAAGUGAGUGCUGUUGUUUAUAACUUGUCAAAGAUGUAUCAGAAAACUGAUUUUACUAUUUCCCAUAGAACAGGGGUGUCAAACAUAUGGCCCACGAUAAGUUUAGAAAUGAGAGGAUUUUUUUUUUUUUUUUAUAUAAAAAGAAACUGCUGUUGUAUAUGUGUCCACUGGAUGUCACAAUAGUAAUUCUGUUAGGCAAGCAAACGGUUCAUACCAGGGCCAAGCAAGAGGUACACAGUAAACUGUGGCUGCGGAUCUUCUCCCUGGACCCAAACAAAAUGUAAAACGGCAGGUUUUAAACACAUUAUUUGGCAACCUCGUUGGCCCAAAAUGUCUCUGUCAAAAAUGAGAAAAGUCAACGCAGAAUGUAACUUAACUCUCUUGUUCUACCUCCGUUUCUUAUGGUUUGUUGAGUUAGCACAGGGUUUUUGAUACCUAGAAAAGUUUCCAUCUAUUUAUUGUGUUUUUUGUUCAAUCCCAGACAGGCUCGGAUUUAAGGUUUAAUCAUGGCUUUGUAAGUCUAAGUUUAUUGUGUUCUUUGAUGUGGUUUUAAAACUCCACCAUUUUUUUUCUCCUCAGAAUUUUCAACAAACUUGAGGUGUUUGGUCAAAAGGAUUAUUUUUAUGAUUUGUACAUUUUCACAAUGUGCUUGUUUUAUUUCCUGGCCAACGUAAAACAAAGAAAACCACCUGAAAUUGUCUUUAUUUUUAAGUUAUCAUGCCAUUAUUUUACCAGUUACUUGGCCCCGAACUAAAAUGAGUUUGACACCCCUGCUAUAGAAUAUAGGAAUCAGCAUUUAAAAUGACAGUGGAUAUGGAAAUUAAACACAUUUCCUCUAAUAACAAAACUGAAUUUUUGGGGGUCAUGUUAAAUAAAAAUUGUAAAAAGUAAAUAAAAACUGAAAAAUACAUUAAAAUAUUUAUAUGAAUAUGUAAAAUAUCUAUAAAUAAUUUCAAAACGUUUCCCCAAAAGCUUUGCAAUUCAUACCCUGCAGUAUUCAGUUGCAUUUUUUUUUUAAAGAGUCAAAUAAAAAUGAAUAUUUUAAAUUGGCUCUAGCUCAAGGGUGUCAAACAUCAGGCCCGCGAACAGGUUUUAUCCGGCCCGCGGGAUGAGUUUGCUAAGUAUAAAAAUUAACCUGAAAUUUUUGAAGGAAGAAACAGCUGUUCUAAAUGUGUCCACUGGAUGUCGCAAUAGCAAUUAUGUGUAUCUUUGUAGAUGAUGCUACAUAUGUACAAAAUAAACCAUGUGAUGUUAGUACAUCAAUCGAGAAAAAUGAUCAAACUACAUAAAUAACAUCCUGUAAUUUCAUUUUGAUAUAAUUUUUUUAUCUUGAUGGAUUGAAUAUGAACACCAAUGAGUUGACUGAUGAACUUUAUCACGUAAUUUAUUCAGAAAAUAUAAAUAACAACAAAUAAAGAUAGAAUACCAUUAACUGCAACAGGUAAUUGUAAAAAACAACAACAGCAACAUUAUGAUUGAUACAAUUUCAGAAUGUGCCUGUUCUAUUUUUAAACAAAGAAAACAAUCUGAAGUUGUCUUUAUUUCUAAGUUAUCGUGCCGUGAUUUUACCAGUCCGGCCGACUUUGGAGUAGAUUUCUCUCCAUGUGGCCCCCGAUCUAAAAUGAGUUUGACACCCCUGCUCUAGCUGUUGAAUUUAUAACUUAAACUGGCAUUCAAUAAUUACCAAAAUGUUAAUCAUUUUGAUGCAAUACAUUAAUAAAAAAAUCAGUAAUAACUGUUUUAAUGCAUGAAAAUAAAGUUGAUUUAUAUAUUUAACCCCCCAACCCCAAAAGAAAAAGGCAUAACAACUGUGUUCUUGUCCAAUGAAACUAAGUUUAAUCUUCUUAAAACCACAAGUGUGAAAUGUAAAGUGUUUGUCUUCACAUUCUAUACACUUUCUGUAUUAUCAAGAAUGGCCUCACAUGACCCCUCAGUAUGUUCAGUGAUAGUUCCGGCCCUGGCUGCAUUGCACACUGCCACCAGCUGAUAAAGUCACUAUAACUUUAUAUUGCUUUCACGAGUGUGACAAUAAAAGAGUACAAAAGCGAUGAAGCCGUGAUUAGCGAGGAACUUGGAGUUGACCCUUUUGUCUGUGUUCUAUUGCUACGCAUCUGUCUGUCGCUUGAUGAGUGAACAACUAUUUUUGCUGGGAAGUGAUCAGUGCUAAACCAAUAAGAUGACAAUAAGAAAUCUAAAGUUUGUGAUCACAAGGCGACGCCAAAAGGGUCCUGACAUCAGCCGCAGGCGGCCAUUGUGGGGCUCCCUCUGAAUAUUAAUAAAUGAUAUUAUUAGGAUUAUUACCUCAUGUUACGCCUGCUAUCAUCAUUAAACAUGUUAUACAUUGUGCUUGUCAAGACAAAAGAAAAUAAGAGAAAGAGAGAGAUGUGUGUUGUUCUUUUUUUAAUUCUGAACUGGUUUUAAAUAAUAUGCUUUAAUAAAUUAUGAACAUUAUCCUCUGAUGCUUGGGAAGUUUAUUGAGACUUAUUAUAUAUAUCAAAAAAUAUAUG
Messenger RNA from Entelurus aequoreus (snake pipefish), 11372 nucleotides. It is a transcript of the gene myo10l1, whose product is annotated as myosin X, like 1. Gene Ontology annotation, molecular function: protein binding; cytoskeletal motor activity; ATP binding. Lineage: Eukaryota; Metazoa; Chordata; Actinopteri; Syngnathiformes; Syngnathidae. The transcript is spliced from 43 exons. Gene Ontology annotation, biological process: signal transduction. Gene Ontology annotation, cellular component: cytoskeleton; myosin complex. The record is from RefSeq and is a predicted model, not a curated record. The coding region runs from base 325 to 6489 and encodes 2054 amino acids.